AAGCAAUACACAACACAUUCGCGCGACAACAAAAACAAAACCAAAAAUUCUGCGACAUUUCAAGAAUAAAAUCAUGUUUGGGGCCACACAAUCAUCGAAUCGCAUGAACGAUUUCGAGGUGGCAUCGCCGCCUGACGAUUCUGUUUCGGCCUUGGAGUUCAGCCCAAGCACAUUGCAGAAAAACUUCCUGAUUGCCGGCAGCUGGGACAGCAGCGUACGGUGUUGGGAGGUGGAACAAAACGGAGUAACAGUGCCAAAAUCUAUCAAAUCAAUGGGCGGCCCAGUGCUCGAUGUGUGCUGGUCUGACGAUGGGACAAAAGUGUUUAUGGCGUCCUGCGACAAGCAAGUGAAGCUCUGGGACUUGGGAUCAGACCAAGUGAUGCAAGUGGCGGCUCACGAUGGGCCGGUAAAAACAUGUCACAUGGUGAAGGGGCCGAACUACACGUGUCUGAUGACAGGAUCUUGGGACAAAACAUUAAAGUUUUGGGAUACCCGGUCACCCAACCCAAUGAUGGCAAUUAAUCUGCCAGAACGCUGCUACUGUGCGGAUGUGGAGUAUCCCAUGGCCGUUGUGGGCACUGCUUCACGAGGACUAAUCAUAUACUCUCUGCAGAACACUCCCAGCGAGUACAAGCGGCAGGAGAGCCCAUUGAAAUAUCAGCAUCGCACCAUAUCGAUUUUUAGGGAUAAGAAAAAAGAGCCCACUGGAUACGCUCUGGGCAGUAUUGAGGGCCGCGUGGCCAUCCAAUAUGUGAACCCGGCCAAUCCCAAAGAUAAUUUUACCUUCAAGUGUCAUCGCUCUACGGGCACCUCUGGCUUCCAGGACAUUUACGCCGUUAACGACAUCGCAUUCCAUCCGGUGCACGGCACUUUGGUCACUGUCGGCUCUGAUGGCACAUUCAGCUUCUGGGACAAGGACGCCCGUACUAAGCUCAAGUCUAGCGAUGCCAUGGAUCAGUCUAUAACCAAGUGUGGUUUCAAUUCGAAUGGCCAAAUAUUCGCAUACGCGGUCGGAUACGAUUGGUCAAAGGGCCAUGAAUACUUCAAUCCAGGAAAGAAGCCUCAAAUUUUUCUGCGCUCUUGCUAUGAGGAAUUAAAGCCUCGGAUAAACUGAUUGGAGGCUUGUUUUAGUUUGGAGCUAAUCGACAGUAUGAACUGCGAAUAAAAUUAAAUCACCACUUUGAA
Messenger RNA from Drosophila guanche, 1185 nucleotides. It is a transcript of the gene Rae1, whose product is annotated as mRNA export factor. NCBI's taxonomy places the organism in Eukaryota, Metazoa, Arthropoda, Insecta, Diptera, Drosophilidae. The record is from RefSeq and is a predicted model, not a curated record. Gene Ontology annotation, biological process: transcription-dependent tethering of RNA polymerase II gene DNA at nuclear periphery; RNA export from nucleus. Gene Ontology annotation, molecular function: RNA binding; ubiquitin binding. Gene Ontology annotation, cellular component: nuclear pore. The transcript is spliced from 2 exons. Bases 74 to 1114 code for a protein of 346 amino acids.